CUUGCCACCUCGCGCGUGCUAGCCCUGGACGCGGUCUACACCCAACAAGGAAGACCAGCAAUUAUGCACUGUCGUUCCUGAAUCAUGAUCGAUGCCUUCCCGUAGCCUUUCCAGCAAGUGACGCCGUUUCGGGCCACUAAGCUGACACGCCAGCUAUGAUCCUCCUACCCGGUUUCGCCCGCUUGGCGUCUUCUGGAACCUCUCAGCCGUCGUCAAAGGGACAAAAGGGGAGCGCUCGCACUGCCCUCGGACUCGCGUCGCUGCAGCGCAUGGCGACCGCGCUCAGCGGCUGGCGUGUGACGCCCACCGACGGCUUCCCGCAUCUCGAGAGGCUCCCACAGGACUUGGCAUGGCACGCUGCGUCAUUCUUGACUGCGCGAGAGCUCAUGAGAUGCGGCGAGGCUUGCCGCGCGCACGCGGCGGUCUGCCUCGAGGCGAACGAGCCGUGGGACGCGCUGCGGCGGCGACUCGCGCGAGCCGCGGGCGUUUCGCUCACGCGGCGGCCUGACGACGCCAAGACGCCGCCGGCGCGCCUGUUUUUCGCCGACGCGCGGGCGAUGCCGGACCGCGUGGCUGCGAGCGCAGCGGCAGACGCCUGCGUGCUCGUGGUGGACGGCCGCGCUCUGGACGUGACGGCCUUCCUGGACCAACAUCCUGGCGGCGGCGAGCUCCUGACGGAGUUUCGAGGGCGAGAUGCGAGCCUAGCUUUUGACGAGGUGGGCCACAGCUUCUUCGCGCGGGCGAUGCUCGACGCGUACGUCGUCUUCGCGCCGGAGCGCUUCGUCGGCGGGCGCCUCCCGCCGCGGCGGCAAAAUCGUUCCGCGGGCGACGAAAGGAGGACGCUCCUGAGGUAUGGCUUUGCGCGAAGCCGCAUGCGAGGUGAUGGGUAAAUUUUCAAGUUUGUAACACAACA
This is a messenger RNA of Pelagomonas calceolata, 913 nucleotides long. Lineage: Eukaryota; Pelagophyceae; Pelagomonadales; Pelagomonadaceae. The record is from the annotation of a GenBank genome assembly.